Molecule: messenger RNA, 1508 nt
Organism: Papaver somniferum (opium poppy)
Lineage: Eukaryota; Viridiplantae; Streptophyta; Magnoliopsida; Ranunculales; Papaveraceae
Product: UPF0481 protein At3g47200-like
Exons: 2
Coding region: 82-1467 (461 amino acids)
Source: RefSeq, a predicted model, not a curated record
AACAAAAAGUCCGCUGCUUACCUUCCUUACACCGUCUCCUUUGGUCCUUACCAUCACCACAAGGGUGACCAUCUGAAGAAGAUGGAUCCCCAUAAGCACCGUGUCCUCGCUCAUUUCCUUAGAAGAUACAAAAUAAAUCUCCAAAAACUUGUGGACUCACUCACCACCACCAGCUGCAGAUGGCAACAGGUAGAUCAUGUUGACGAGCCCAGUACUGAUCCAAAAGCGUUACCUAUACAUGUUCAGGAGGAGGUAUUACCUGUACUGCAGCAUCUAGAGGAUUCGUAUGACUCCUUAGAUGAUGAGUGGCUCCAUGAUCGAGAUGGGUUCUUGAAGCUAAUGAUACUUGACGGAUGUUUCAUGCUUGAAAUUUUACAGUGGUGGUCCGUAUCUGACUAUCAUAAAGCAUUUUCAUCUGGAUCAGUUACAGCAGCCACAUCCUUGGUCGGCUCAAUUGAUGACUACUUCUAUGCUGACAAUGACCCUAUAUUCAGUCUUCACGGGAAGUUAUAUGUUAUGUCUUACAUAAGAAGAGACAUUUUGAUGCUGGAAAACCAACUCCCUAUGCUUCUUCUUAAGACUUUGCUCGGUGCCGUUCUACCCACUCAACAGAAGGAGGAUAUAGAAGAGCAUUUGAACACGAUUGCAUCCAACUUUUGUAGAGGAAAUUCAAGUUAUAGAAAUCGAAAUACGGGUUCAUGUUUGCACGUAUUAGACCUCUACAGGAAGAGUUUGUUAUCUAAUAUUUUGCCAGAUGAACCACCGGCAGGCUCCGCCCCUGAAAAUAAGAACUCCGGUGAUCAUUUCUGUUGGGGCCGCAGUAAGGCGAAAGGUCCUACUACUAUAUUUUCUGGUCAGCCGGCGAGUGCAGACCAGAAAAAUAGUGCUGCUGGUAGCGAUGGCACCGGUGAAGAUAUCAUAAGGUCGGCAAUGAAUCUUCAUGACUCUGGAAUCAAGUUUGAGAAAAGUACGGAUAACCUGACUGACAUAUCGUUCAAAGGUAACAUACUGAAACUUCCGGUGAUGGUCAUUGACGACAUUACAGAAUCAACGUUACUCAACCUGAUGGCAUUCGAGAGGUUCCACGUAGGAGUAGGGAACGAUAUCACAUCAUACGUGUGCUUCAUGGACAAUAUCAUUGAUUCCUCGGAUGAUGUUAAAAUCUUGAGGUCCGCUGGGGUUUUGCACAAUGCAAUAGGGAGUGACAAGGCAGUGGCGAAGUUGUUUAACGAGAUGACCAAGGACGUAACUCCCGACCCAGAAAGCAGACUAGAGAAAAUAGUGCAGAAGCAGUUGGAUGAAUACUGCAAGAGCAAGUGGCACGAGUGGCGUGCUAACCUCAGCCACACCUACUUCAAGAGCCCAUGGGCUCUUAUCUCACUGUUGGCUGCAGUCUUUCUCUUGGCUCUCACCAUAUGUCAGACUUUCUAUACCAUUUAUCCCUACUACAGGCCCAGUGGAAAAUAGUACGUACUUCAUUAUUUCGAUUUUUCUAGUCUUUUCCGGUU